CUCAGAAACGAUAAGCAACGAACGAACGUUAUUGUUUCUAUUUAGUCAUAUUUCUUUAAAUACGUUAAAAGGACGAGGACGAUAAUUGUUUCUCUCUCCCUUCCUCUCUACUACUUUAUGUUCUUCUUUUUCGCUCUUCUUCUUCUUCUUUUCUACACGCUCAAGGAGCGCAAGUUCGGAACUGGACCGCCCUCUCCGGACGGAAGCCACGGAACAACACCCCCACUCGACUCCCUCCACUAAAGCAAACUACCACCUCUACCAUUGCCUCUUCCUCUUCCUCCUCCUCCUGUUGUUGUUCUUCUCCUCCUCCUCCUCUUCGUUCUUCUCGAUUGAGAGAAAGAGAGAAAGAGUGAGAGAUUUCACGCCAAUCCCCCCACUUUCGAAAAGGAGAGAGGCAGAUACUCGACGAUAGAGCCUCCGGCACACGGGCACCGAGAGUACCACGCGAGUGGAGAACCCGUGGCUCCGUCGCGUUCAACCCCCCGAAGAAGACCGGAGAGGAGCUAAGAAUUUAAAGUAAAUCUAUAUUAAAUAGUAGUAUAGUAGUAUAUCAAGAAAAGAAAUUAUUUUCUAUUUGCUGUUUGUCUCUCUUUCACUCUCUCUUUUUGUUUCACCUUCAUGUCGUCGUAAACGAUUUUAGACGACCAAAUUUUUCCUAGCUCCGGUCAAGCAUACGAUUUCUCAUUAUCCACUCGUCGUUCGAAUUUGAAAAAAGAAAAUAACAAGGAAACUACUUCGAGUGGUGGUGGUGGUGGUGGUGGUUGGUAGUGGUCCAUCGUCAAUUUGGAGAAUGGAGAACGUGAGAUCGUUAAAGACGUGGAAGAAAAACUAUCGCUAAACGCGGGGUGGUUUCCGUUAACAAGGGCUGAUCGAAUUACCUCGACUAACCGAGGUGGAUAUAAGGGUACGCGACGCGUUGACCACCCCGUUGACUGAGGAUAAGAAAAUACCUUUUUUCCGCGUGGAAAAUGUGAGUGCCACCGAACAACGUUUAUACUAUCUGCGGGUGCCUUUGGUUAAUUUUUUUUUCUUAUUCUUGUUCUCUCCCUUUGUUUUCUUUUCUUUUUUUUUUUGUAUAAUUCUCUAAUUAUUUUACGAGAAUCUUCUUCGGGGGGCUCUCGUGCGAGUAAGGUGUCGCGAAAGAAAAACUACUUGGCCAUUAGAAGAAAAAGUGUUCGUGAACUAUUAGGUGUGAGUGAUUUAUACGUAUAUUCGAGAGGAGUUGACUGUGGUGCUUUAUAUUUCCUUCCUUCCUUCCUUUCAUUAUUUUUCUUUCUUAUUUUUAUUUCCUUUUUCUUAUCACUCUAUCCUUGUUAUUUUAUCACGGAAGUGCGCGAACUCCGAUUUCGUUUCGAUCGAGAUUAAAAUAGAGAACAAAACGUGUUAACUCGACAUUUGAUAACGAGUUAUAUUAUUUCUCCUUUCCAUUUAUUUCAUUUUUCUUUUCAAUUUAUCCCUCUCUUUCUGUUCAUCCAUUUUUUUCGUUAUUUUUGUGUGAACACGUUACAUUUCGUGGUCGUAAUAAAGUGUUUGGAAGUUUUUAUAUUUAUAUAACCAGUUGGAAGGAUUUUUGAUCGUCGUGCCGACGGACUAUCAUGCUAACUUUAAGUGCGAUAAGUGGAAGGAACGAGGAUAUUCGCUGAAAAGGGAUUUUUGAGGAUGAUACAUCAGUGAAAUAUAGACAGGGAAGAGGGAGGAGAGGGUUCUUGGCGAGGUUCGAGAUGUCCGCCGUUACCAGCCCGUAUGGACCCACGGAGAUGCUGUCCGAUUCGGUCUACAACUACGCAACGACUCGAAGAGGUACCGCCGAUCAAGACGGCGAGUCCCGAUACGAGACGCAAGCCCAGUUGCAGAUAUCCAGCAUACAAAAACCACGCAACAAACGGAAAAAUUUCAAACCCAUAAACAGUCGAAUGGCCGAAGUUUCGGACGAAUCGGAUAGGGAUGAGGAACACGAACAAGAAUCCGACGAAUUAAUACUCGGCGUCGAGGAUACACCAAGCAACAACGAGAUCUUAGAAUACGAAAGGAAAACUAUGCUUUUACCGGCUGCCGUAUCUAACGACGAAAGGUCGAAGCAACAGAGGCUGAACAACAACGAGGUCAGCCCGAUGGACCUCUCGGUCGCUACGAGGCCACCCUCCUCCGACGUCGAUGACGACAGCGGCGAUUCCCUCGGGCACAAGUUCAUCCUCGAACGGCUAAGCUCUCAGAAACUUUAUUCCCCGGGCACGGAGGUCAGGAGUCCAACUUCGGAUUCCUCGGAGAAAAGUGUCGGAAGUAUAGUCCUAGAUGCCGAUUCGGGACGAUUGGAUGAUCAGGAAUUAGCGUUCGAUGACGAUCGUAUGCAAGACGGUGAUGCCGAUAUGGAUGGUGAUGAUGAUGGUGACAAUGACGUUGAAACGGAAUGCGAGAAUGAGAGAAAACCAUUCGAAGGAAUGAGAGAGUACGCCGAAUCGACAAUGCAAGAACUUUUAGCGAUUUAUGGUCUUGCGGGUAGUGAACUCGCGAAAUCGGUCAGUCGACAACUACCACCAACCUUCAUGAACCCAAAUAUCGGUCAACAUGGUCAAGGAAAGGUGAGAGUGAAAGAAGAGAAAGACGCAUCUUCGAUGGCACCGGGAAGUCCACCGACACCACCUCACACACCUCAAAGUCCACCGAGACAAAAUUUACCUGGUGGUAAUUUUUCACAAUCCUGUCAAACAUCAAACGCGAGUUCUCCGAAUUUGCAACAGCAGCAAAUGCACCAACAACAUCAGCAACAACAACAACAACAACAGCCACAACAACAACAGCCACAACAACAGCAGCAACAACAACAACAACAGCAGCAGCAAGAUUCACAACAGCAACAGGACCAACAACAACAGUCGAUCAAUCCAAUAACGAAUUCACCAUUGAGUCAAAUACUCGUACAAAAUCCUGCGUUGGCGCAAUUAUUGCAACAAAAUCCAGCAAUCUUGUCGCAAAAUCCACAAUUGGCACAAUUGCUGCAACAAAAUCUUCAAGUUCAAAUGGGUAGCGUGCUGUUUCAGAACGUUCCAAGGGAAGAAACGAAAGAUACGAGGGUACCAGCACCAAUAGCGAGACUUGCGGCAAUGGGAGUGGAGACAGCUGACCCGAAGGUUUCCGCGCUGCUCAGGCAAAGCAUGUCACCGGUAGCGGACAGCAUGAUCGCUGGUGCGAAAUCAUCGGUGUCGCAGCCUAUAAUCGAUUACUCUCGAUAUGUCAGGAGAUAUACGUCCGGUCAGGAAUGCGGUAGCUCUUAUUGCAAGGAAUUAGGAUGUAGAGAACACUUUCAUUGUCUCGAUUGUAGUGGUAGGGUAUUUGUGAAGAAGGAGGAAAUGAUUAGGCAUUUCAAGUGGCACAAAAAAAGAGACGAAUCCUUACAACAUGGUUUUAUGCGAUAUUCGCCAACGGACGAUUGUUCGGAAAGGCAUCCCAGUCGAACUUGUCCGCAUAAUCGAAAGCAAACUCACUAUCAUUGCAUACAUGAAAAUUGCGACAAGGUUUACAUAUCGACCUCGGACGUGCAAAUGCACGCGAAUUAUCAUCGCAAGGAUUCCGCGAUCAUUCAAGAGGGCUUUCAGCGAUAUCGUGCCACUGAAAGUUGCGCCACCGAUCAUUGCCCCUUCGUCGGACAACGUACGACGCAUUUCCACUGUCGGCGGUCUGGAUGUCGUUUCACUUUUAAAAAUAAGGCUGACAUGGAUAAACACAAGUCGUAUCACAUUAAGGACGAGCAAUUGUCCCGAGAUGGAUUCAAGAAAUUUAUGAAGUCGGAAGCCUGUCCCUUUGAGCAGUGUAGAUUUUCGCGUGUCUGCAAUCACAUACAUUGCAUACGACCACAAUGCAGUUACGUUCUACACUCCUCUGGUCAGCUAUUUUCUCAUAAACGAAAACACGAGCGUCACGAUUCUGAGAUGGCUUAUCGAAGGUACAAACAAAUUAAUGCCAUUGGUGGGACUAGGCCGUACGGAUCUUGGGCACCGGACGAAGUAAGCAAUCAAGGAUUAUCGCUUAGUCUUAAUGGGGAAAGUUCGAAUGAAGAUAGAGGUUCGCCAUCCUAUUACUCGUUGGACGAUUCCUUUCAAAGUGCUAGCGAUUUAGCAAUGGAUCUUACCGCUCCUACGAAUAGCAUGACGUCUACCAGUUCAAUGCAACAACAGCAUCAACAACAACAACAGCAGCAACAUCAACAGCAACAACAACAGCAACAGCAACAACAACUUACCCCGGCGGAAUUAGCUUAUCUCGUUUCGGCCAAUUCAGAAUGCCCCUGUCAGUUAGGUAGGGAUCAUCACCAUUGUGGAUUGGACCGGUGCGGUGCUACUCUGAAGGAUCCUCGCGAAGUAAGGGAACAUUUGAGGGAGCAUGAAACUCAGGAACGUAUCACGGAUGCCUUUUUCGAGGAAGGUGGCUGUGACGAUGCCUGUCCGUACGCCGAUAAAGAAAAACAUUAUCAUUGUAAUUGGGAAAAUUGUCGAGAGGUCAUCCUGUCGACGGAUAAACCUUUUCGAAGACUUCAACAUUACAAAAUUCACGAGUAUAGUAGACAAUUAAAUCUCUCUUGUCCCUCGCACGCGCUUUCAUCCGACGUAACACUGACCCAUCUGACCAACAUUGAUGCCAUGUUCAGGCGGAAAAGAGGCAGACCACCGAAAAACAGAGUCAUCGAAAUUUGGUCAGGUGGAGAUCCGGCCUCGCACACGCACGACUCUCCGCAAGCCAUUUUUACGAGCUUCAAGUUACCUAAACCACAAACACCGAGUUUGACACCUACUCCGGUGACCGAUGAUCGAGAAGGUAGUGUUUCUCCUUCGAACAGUCUCGGUGAACCGGAAGGAUUCGCCACGUACAAUCCCGAAGGUUGUCCAGAUCUCGCUUGUGUUUUACGUUCUACCAGGCAUCAUCAUUGUUCUCAACCACGGUGUCAUUUCUCCACCGAUAGACCCGAUCAAUUGUUGAUGCAUAGCAAAGAUUUUCAUGACAACGUCGACAUACCAACAGGAUUUGCCUUUUUCGAUAAAAUGGUAGACUGUCGGUUAUCGAGUUGUCAUAGCAAUCGAGUGAAUCGACAUUUUCAUUGUACCAGACCUAAUUGCGGAUAUUCUUUUGUACGAUAUUCGACGAUGGCUCUUCACGAAAAACAACAUUCUAGACAUGUCGACGUUUGUACUCAAGAACCAUCCAAUAAAGAAUGUCAAACUCAACUACAAUCUUUUGUUCAAGAAACAAAACCAAGAAUUCAGGUGAAAAAUCCGGCUGAUCUUAUAGAAAAAACUGAUGACAGCUUGGAAGAGAGCAGGUCAAUGAUAGACGAAAAAGAAAGCGAACUUCCUAGUCCGGACGCUAACAAGACGACCGUGGUGAGGGCGGCAGGCACCUAUUAUCCGGUCAGCGGACCGCCGAGCGAACCCGCACUUCCGGGCGUCGUGCUAUCCAUGCGAGCUUCCGUGCACCAAGAGUCAACGGCCAUACCGCCAUCCGGUACAUCUACCUCAUCCCACACGCUUUAUGGGCCCGAGCAAAGCUGCAGCAGACCAUUCUGCAAGUUGAAACGUAAGAAUCACUAUCACUGCAAUGCCUGCAAUCAGGCGUUCUCGGAACUGGAUCGAUUGGUCGCUCACAUAGCCAAGCACUCGACAGGUGCUAUCCUCAGUCAACAACAACACGAUCUACCCAAUCAGUCCUCCUCGUCGUCGUCGUCGGUGUCAUCCAAUCAACUGCAACACGAGUAUCUGGCGCAACUUUCUCAGAAACCAGACUUCAUGGCACAGAAUGCUCAGAUGGCGCAAAAUAUCCAGAAUUUUCACAAUCAAAUGCAAAGGCAGAUGCAGCAGACUCUGGGACAGAUGAGCCAACAGCAGACACCACCGGUGAAGGAGAUUAAACUGGAAAGUCCAAGAUGUGCCACGGAUAUCGGUGUACAAAGUAUGCCGAAUAUUAAGAGAGAGCCGAAUAUUAAGAGAGAGCCGAAUAUUAAGAGAGAGCCGACUGAGAUUAAAAGAGAGGAAGUUGUUAAUUCGGUGCAAGAAACCAAUGAGAACAAUCAACGGAUGCCACCGCAACCAUCGAUGCCAGGAAACGUUCAACAUUCUCCGGCACCAGGACCACCGCCUAGUUUCGAGCUUGAUUUUAGUCACGGCUUUCAUUUCGCGAGUCCAGCAGUAAUGGCAGCAAUGAAUCAACAAAUAGCAUUGAUGAAUCAAGCUCUACCGCCGUUUCUUCAACACGGUGGCAUGUAUACCGGGGCACCUGGGCUAAUGUUUGCACCUGGUUUACCACCUACCAAUUUUCUUCCUCCAACCAGGGACGAAAAUCCUUUGGCUUCUCUAGCGGCUAAUCUUAAUUUGAACAAAAGAUCUCUUUCACCGCCGGACAGCAAUUCGCCUGAAGCGAAGAAGCAACGGCUUCAUCAUUCGAUGCGUAUGCUCAAGGACGAGCCCGUUCCCGAAGGAUACGUUAGGUUCAGAUUCAACGAAGAUUGCCGGUACACGCAUUGCGGUUACAGGGAACAUCAAACCCACUUUCAUUGCAUGCGCCAAGACUGUGGUUACUCGUUUUGCGACAAGACGCGUUUCGUUCAGCAUACGGCAAGGCACGAGCGUUUGGACACGCUAAUGGGUGGUGAUUUUCAACAGUACAGGGCCAACGUGCCCUGUGGUCGUGCUCAGUGCGCGUAUACUUCGUCACUCGGUUCGAUGCAAAACAAAGCAUCGCACUUUCAUUGUCUUAAAUGUGAAUUUGUUUGUACCGACACGAACAAGGUAGUUGCCCAUAGACGUCAACAUGCAAAAUUGGACAGCAUAGCGGCUGCGGGCUUCCAGAAAUUUACGCCUAGUCAGCCGUGCGGUGCCGUGCAGUGUCAACAUUCGGGCAAGCAAACUCAUUACCAUUGUUUGCAGUGUCAGUACGCGGUCUUAGGUUUGGCUCAAAUGUCGGCACACAAGUACCGACACAUGGACACUUAACGGAAAAUUUAUAGUGCAACUUCGAAGAAGAUUUAUCCCCAAAUAUACAUCUAUAGACAUUCCUUAGAGAAUUGAUCAAAAAAAGGGGAAAAGUUAAGAGAAAAUAUUAUAUUCGUGAUAUAUAUUUAAACUAAUAUCUAAUAGACAUUCCCUUAAUUCUCCCAAACGGUCAACAAUUCACGAGUAACGAAUUCGUACAACGCAGGGAGCUAGUCAGUGAAGUUGGACUGAGUUUAAAUUCAAAGUCCUAUUGAAAGUUUAGAAAAAAAAUGUUAUUGUUCCUUAACGUUUAGGAAAUAAAAAGAGAAGAAGAGGAAGAAGAAGACAAGGAAAAGAAAGAUCAUCGAAGGAUAGAAAACUCCUUGAGGGGUAUCUUAACUUUCGCGAAGUUGAAAGAAACAAACUCGUGAUUUCAUUUUUCGCCUUUUCCCCUAAACACCUCCACCCCUCUUCCCCACCUCUCCCGACUGGCUAGAAAACAUACCGAAAGGAAAGAAACUAUGUAAGGAAAGACGUCCUCGAUAUACAUACAUAAAUAUAUAUAUCGAAGAGUGGUUCAAGAAGACAAUAAAAAAGCAAGAAGACACUCUUAUCGUAAUAUACAAUAUACAUAUAUAUUAACGAAAAAAAAAAAAAAUAUAUAUAUAUAUAUAUAUAUAUAUAGCACGAGAAAAGACAAACGAACAAAUAAUACUAAUAAUAAUAUUUAAAAUAGAAAUAUCUUCUUAUAUAUUUGUCCCCCGUUUUAGCGUCGCGUACUCUCCGCACGUGACUGUGAUCCCACGUUAAUCAUUCGUUAGAGCUUCUUAUCUUCAGACACACUUAUAUUUACAUAUAUACACCAUUUAAUGUAAACAUUACUCGAGAGGACUGACGAAGAAGAAA
Messenger RNA from Polistes dominula (European paper wasp), 7865 nucleotides. RefSeq names its product zinc finger protein castor homolog 1. Gene Ontology annotation, cellular component: nucleus. The record is from RefSeq and is a predicted model, not a curated record. Gene Ontology annotation, molecular function: DNA-binding transcription factor activity, RNA polymerase II-specific; RNA polymerase II transcription regulatory region sequence-specific DNA binding. Lineage: Eukaryota; Metazoa; Arthropoda; Insecta; Hymenoptera; Vespidae. Gene Ontology annotation, biological process: positive regulation of transcription by RNA polymerase II; regulation of neuron differentiation.